AUGACCAACACCUCGACCUCAGUUCUCAUCGCCGGAGCAGGUCCGUCAGGCCUUGCCUUAGCUCUCGCUUUACUGCAGAAUGGCUUGUCCGUUCGCAUCAUAGACAAGUGUGAAACACACAAAAUCGGUCAGAAAGGGUGUGGUAUCCAGCCUAGGAUUCUCGAGCUUUACAAGUUCAUGGAUGUCCUACCUGACAUUCAGAAGAAAGGAGGCUUUGUCCCUCCUGUCGUCCAUUACCUCCCAAAUGGCGAGACUAAGACUAUAAACAUGGUCCGUAAAAGCGAGGACACCCCAGACAAACCUUACAACAAUGCGAUCAUGCUCGGGCAAGACCGCCACGAAGAAAUCCUACGAGAGCACCUAGCGAAACUUGGCUGUGAAGUCGAGUUAGGCACCGAACUUGUGUCAUUCGAACAGUCUGCCGAUCGCGUUAUAUCCCGUGUUCUCAAGACCCGUGAUGGCCAGACUGUCGAAGAGACCAUCUCUUCUCGAUGGCUAGUCGGCUCAGAGGGUGCCCGUAGCGUUGUACGCAAAACGCUAGGCUUGACAUUCCUCGGCGAGACGCGAGAAGGGGAGAACAUGAUCGUCGGCGAUAUCAAAAUAAUAAAACCCCAACUUGACGAGUUCUUGCACUUUUACGGAGAUAUAACAGACAAAACAGUGGUCAUACGACCAUCUGAGGACCGGUCUGCGAACAAGUAUCAAUUCUUUCUCAUGGGGCAUAAGCUGGACACUACGACGGCAGCUUCUGGACGUGAGGCGUUCCUUAAAGAGUUCUAUGCUAUAUCUGGCCGAACAGACAUCGAAUUCGGUGAACUCGUUUGGAUAUCCAACUUCCAGGGAGUAACUCUUGUGACAAAUAUGACUGUAUUCUUAUGUUUCCUACAGGCCCAAUAUUCGGAUGGUGGACAAGUACGGUUCAGGGAGAGCUUUUACGCUGCCCAUGUCCACAGUCCUACGGGAGGUCAGGGCCUAAACUCAGGCAUCCAAGAUUCGAUCAACCUAGCAUGGAAACUUGCCCUCGUCGACAAAGGCCUGGCCGCACCCACUCUCCUAGACACCUACACACAGGAACGCAUCCCAGUCAUCGCAGCAAUGCUCAACAAAACCACUGAGCUCCUCAACAAGACCUUCAAACCCGGAGCCUCAUCAUAUGACGGGUGGCAGAGAGGGCCCGAGCUGUACCAGUUCGGCGUCAACUACCGCGGGAGCCCGAUUGUCGUUGACGAGGCGGGGACGCCUGAGAGCGUCGAUCCGUAUCGGUCGGGAGAGGGUGGAGAGUUGCGUGCUGGGGAUCGUGCUCCUGACGCACCGGGUCUGGUGUCUUCGAAGGGAGAGAAGACGCGUCUCUUCGAUACAUUCCGCACGUCGUAUCAUACGGUCCUCAUCUUCGCUGGUACAGAACUGGAGGCCAAGGAAAUUCUGGACCUUCUAAAGGCGUAUCCAGCGGGUACUGUCAAGUCGGUCGUAAUUCUUCCUCAGAGCAAUGGUCCUGUCGUCGAUGGUUCAUCCGUUGACUUUGUCCUCACCGAUGGAGAGGGUUAUGCGCGCAAAAACUAUAACGAUCGCAAUGGGGUUGUCAUGGUCAGACCGGAUGGGAUGAUUGGUGCACUCGUAGGCGGAGUAGACGGGUUGAAGCAGUACUUCAAAGGCAUAUUCCUUUAA
Desarmillaria tabescens is the source of this 1665-nucleotide messenger RNA. RefSeq lists its product as uncharacterized. The record is from RefSeq and is a predicted model, not a curated record. Gene Ontology annotation, molecular function: oxidoreductase activity; FAD binding. The coding region runs from base 1 to 1665 and encodes 554 amino acids. NCBI's taxonomy places the organism in Eukaryota, Fungi, Basidiomycota, Agaricomycetes, Agaricales, Physalacriaceae. The transcript is spliced from 9 exons.